GUCAAAGGGGGCGCCAACUGAUUUGCCGCUUGCAGAUCGAUUGCAGAUGGAAAAAAAUUCAUUUUUUAUUCAAUGUUCUUGACCAUCCUUGACGUUUAUUUCAUUUGAUUAUCUAACCCUGAAUUUGUAAAUUUUAUUAACCGUCAAUGAAUUAAAAUCGUUAGCGAUCUAAUUUUGACCAGAUUCAAAUAUACUUAACAUGUGAUGCGCGUAAAUCUGGAAACCAAUUUCAAAAUGUUCAGGGUAUUAUUAUGUGGAGAUCGUCGAAGAAAUUAAUGGUUGAUUGUUUUAAUUUUAUCUUGAGAUGCGGAGGGCAUAACCUCGGCGUUGAUGAUUUAGAAGAUAUUCCAGAGUACGAUCUUCACGACGUUCCUGUUCAUUUCCAAGCGCACACCUUCGGCGCGUCGAUUGUACCUAGACAGGAUGAUAUGCAUCAUAGGCCGGACGCUCCGGGUUUCAGGCGUCGAUCUCCACCUGAAAUAGUGACGAAAGUUCGGUUGGCUCUCGAAGAAAUGGGCGAAGAAAAACUCCCACCGAAAGCACGCGGUGACCACUACAUCUUCGAAUGUUCGGCUAUUCAAGCAACAUCUCGAGAAAAUACUUGAAC
This is a messenger RNA of Athalia rosae (coleseed sawfly), 607 nucleotides long. RefSeq lists its product as uncharacterized. The record is from RefSeq and is a predicted model, not a curated record. The coding region runs from base 252 to 605 and encodes 117 amino acids. NCBI's taxonomy places the organism in Eukaryota, Metazoa, Arthropoda, Insecta, Hymenoptera, Athaliidae. The transcript is spliced from 2 exons.